Messenger RNA from Cottoperca gobio, 1346 nucleotides. It is a transcript of the gene pigp, whose product is annotated as phosphatidylinositol glycan anchor biosynthesis, class P. Gene Ontology annotation, molecular function: phosphatidylinositol N-acetylglucosaminyltransferase activity. The record is from RefSeq and is a predicted model, not a curated record. The transcript has 5 exons. Lineage: Eukaryota; Metazoa; Chordata; Actinopteri; Perciformes; Bovichtidae. Gene Ontology annotation, biological process: GPI anchor biosynthetic process. Gene Ontology annotation, cellular component: endoplasmic reticulum. The coding region runs from base 332 to 721 and encodes 129 amino acids.
AAAAUAUAUUUUUCUUGCUGCUUAUUUAGAUUUCUUAUUCCAAAUGUAGAAACUCGUUUUGUUGCAAACGUUUCAUAUCGGACCGAUAAUCGCAUGGGACCAAACGUAGGGAAGCUGUUGACAGCUUUGAAAAGAAGCAGAAGUUUAGUUUUUAACGUUUUUUAUUUACAUUUUGUAUAAAUACGUCGUGUCGCAUAUACCAAGGACAUCUUAAUCAAUAGCAAAAGCCGAGUUCAGGUUAGUAGGAACAUAUCUGGUAGCGUUCUUCGAGAGGCACACAUCUGAGUGUUUGUACUAGCACUUAUAUGAUCCAAAAAUAUACUUAUAGAUCAUGGUGGUAAACUCUCCCUCUCCUAUGCCCGAGAGAGCCAUUUAUGGGUUUGUCCUGUUCCUUGGCUCAAAGUUUGGCUUCUUUAUGUAUUGCCUGUGGGCAUUUAUACCAGAGGAGUGGCUUCAUUCAAUAGGGCUCACUUACUGGCCUCAAAAAUAUUGGGCCCUUGCUGCACCCAUCUAUCUGCUGGUUGCAUUAAUGAUCUCCGUGGUGUUGUUGUUCGGGGUGAACAUGAACAACACGGCUCCACUCGACUCUGUGGACAACUUCACAGAUGUGUACGCUCAAGGCCAGAGGACUACAGACUACCACAAGGGGGGAAUACCAAGACUAAAAGAUGUUGACAUUAGUGAAGUCAACAAAAUGUUCUAUUUAUCACCCAAGCUAUAACAAACAAACUGAUUUAAGCUGGAGGCAGAGUAGAAAUGAGGCUGUCACUGUUUACUCUUUGUUUGUAAAAUAAGGAUAAGUAAUAAUAAGGAUUUAAUUAUUUAUUCGGGAACAACGCGACAUGGGGAAAAUGUGUUAUGAAAGAAUUUUCUGAUUGUUUAUGGAUCUAUAUUGGACAAAAUGAUUGUGUGGUGUUAAAACAGUGAUAUGCUGAAUGUGAUGUAACAAUUAACCUGCUUGUCAGAGCAACUCGUACAUUGUAUGAAAAAGGUAGCAUAUGAUUAUAUUUAAUAAAUCACAUUUUAUACACAUUUGUUUUGUGCAAUACUAUGCUUUUGAGUACAUCAUUAUAUGACUAAGAAGCGAUGAUAUCUUAUAUACAUAAUAUAAUAUUAGUGUCCACUGCUAGACAUGUAGGGGUGAGGUUGCAUUACAGGUGCUGGAGCUGUUUAGGGUUUGUGUUUGAAAUGCCCUGAUUUUGACUUUAAAGCGCAACUGGACAAGAUACACCCAUCUGCAACACAGAUCUACCAUUCAGUGACCGUGUAUUAUUUGUAUUAUAGUCUGUUACCUGUAUUUGCAUUUUAAGCCCUUUGUGAGUUCAAAUAAAAUGUAUUUACUUUAA